Eremothecium gossypii ATCC 10895 is the source of this 3396-nucleotide messenger RNA. It is a transcript of the gene SRS2, whose product is annotated as DNA helicase SRS2. The record is from RefSeq and is marked provisional. Gene Ontology annotation, cellular component: nucleus. NCBI's taxonomy places the organism in Eukaryota, Fungi, Ascomycota, Saccharomycetes, Saccharomycetales, Saccharomycetaceae. The transcript has a single exon. Gene Ontology annotation, molecular function: 3'-5' DNA helicase activity; ATP binding; hydrolase activity. Bases 1 to 3396 code for a protein of 1131 amino acids. Gene Ontology annotation, biological process: recombinational repair.
AUGGAGUUUGAACUAUUCAAUGGUUUAAAUCAACGACAGUACGAGGCAGUCACGUUUGACCCUACGAAGGCCCUGCAGAUAGUGGCUGGUCCAGGGACUGGUAAGACGAAAGUGCUCACCACUAGAUAUGCAUACCUAGUUGCCAUUAAAAAGAUCAAUCCGCUGUCCAUAAUCAUGACGACCUUCACGAAGAAGGCGGCAGACGAGAUAAAGGCGCGUGUUGAGCCGAUUCUGCAGCGGUGCGGGUUCGACACGAGCAAGCUGCUGAUCGGGACAUUCCACUCUAUCUGCGCCAAUUUGCUGCACCAGCAUGGCGAGCUGAUUGGUCUUCCGAGCAGCUGGAGAGUGUUUUCGCCAGCGGAAACGGACCCCAUCAUCAAGAAGCUUGUAGCCGACUGCCCGGACCAGAUACGAGACUAUGCCCUUUCCUAUCGCGCGAACAAAGUGAACCUGUGCCUGCCCAACCGGAACGGGGAAUGGGCUUUGGCAGACAAGGCUAUCCGGAAGAAUAUCUCCCGUUUGAAGGCGGAGGCAUUGAGUCCAGAGGCCUAUAAGGAGCUAGAUACUCACGACGAGGCGCUCUAUCAUUUCUACAGGUCUUAUCAGGAAGAGCUACUUCGACAAGGCGGUCUCGACUACGAUGACCUGCUUUUCUACUCGUUCAAACUCCUGUCCACGAAUAGAUGCUGGUCCCACAUAAAGCACGUCAUGGUCGAUGAGUUUCAAGAUACAAAUAGCAUUCAGUUAGAACUGAUGUAUUUGCUUUCACGAGGAAGACACCAGUCAUGCGAAGGAGUCACCGUUGUGGGCGACCCCGAUCAGAGCAUCUAUGCAUUCCGUUCCGCCUUAGCGCGGAACUUCGAAGAGAUGAUACAGAAAUGCCCAAUUGAGUAUGGCCAUGUAGUACUCGAGGAAAAUUACCGUUCGACACAGAAUAUCUUGGACACGUCGGAGCAUGUAAUAAAGCAGCAGUCGGAUGGUAGAACCUUUAGACUGCCGUUGAAGGCACAGUUUUCAUAUGAUCUUAAACCAGUAUACAUGAAGUUCCCUGAUAGGUUCUUGGAAGGCCCCACAAUCUGUAAAGAAAUCCUGUACCUGAAGGCCAUACCUGGAUUGUUUUCCUAUGAUGAUUUUGCCAUCCUAGUCAGACAAAGGCGACAGAUUGAACCUCUGGAACGCGCUCUAAUAGAUCACCGCAUUCCAUAUAAAAUUGUGAAAUCCGUAUCAUUUUGGGAAAGGAAGGAAACCAAGGCAAUACUAGACCUCAUUAAAAUUGUAUGCUCAGAUGUUGACAGAUAUGCGAUCAUACGAUCGCUAAAAUAUCCCUCGAAAGGUCUUGGCGAUGUUGCUAUUUCACAGUUUGAGAAAGCAUUUGAUGAAGAGCCUAACCGGCCUCCGCUUGAGAUCUUGAGGCUUUUUAGCAACACUGCGAAGGGUGACAAGUUAAGCUCAAAAGGGCGGCUUGCAGUUCGUCAGUUUAUUGCAUUGAUGGAUAAAGCCAGGGAAAUAUGUGAUGAAAAUCCUACAUUAUCAACUAGAGAGCAAUUAUUUGAUUACUUAUAUGAUGCAUCUGGCCUAAAGAACGAAUUUCUCUUUGAAGAUGAUAAGGGAGAUAGGAAGACGAAGGGAUUGGGGGAUUCCGAUCCUAAUAACGAGAAUAAAAGACAUCGGAACAUACAGCUUGUCAGGUCCCACUUUCUGGCCUUUAUACCUGAAGAUAUGGAUCCGAAAUACACUAUCCACCUGAAUCCUAAAACGCAUGAGCCUUGCGCUGUUGAUACUCCCGUAAUAAAGAAAGACCACAAAACACAGUGGGCUACAAAUGCGAGAGCUUCGAGUUGUGAAAACACGAAUUCUAAUAGCGAGAAGGACAAAGAGGAUAAUAAAUCACUCCCUGAAGAUACCAAGAUUGAUAUCUAUAACCUUCUUCGGAGAUUUAUUAAUUUUAUCAACUUGUAUACGACGACUGAAGCCAUCGAUCCCAAGGGUCUCACAAAGGCACAACAGCAAGCUAACGAACUACGGGCGAAGAAUGGGGUUGUGACUAUAACAACUAUUCAUGGUUCAAAGGGGCUUGAAUGGCCAAUCGUUUUUAUUCCUGGUUGCGUAGAAGGUAUAAUCCCAUGCGUUUAUGCAAACUCGAAGGAUGAAGAGUCUGAUGAUGACGAUGAAAACGGGGAAGGGCAUGAAACUGAAGAAAUUCCAAAUAACGACGCAAAUAGCCCAAAGAAAAACAAAUCAAAAGCAAAUGAGGGUCUUGAUGAGGAGAGGAGGAUGUUUUUCGUCGCAUUGACCAGGGCAAAAUAUUUACUGUACAUCAGUGCAACAGAAAAUACCGAAAGAUAUCCAAUUGUCCCAAGUCAGUUUUUGACACCUGAAGUGUUAGUUACACUGACUAGUGCCCAGCAAUUGUUUGACAAUGUUGGUUUCAUAGACGCGUUCUACAAGGCUCUUAACAGGACACGGCCAAAUACUCUUACGUUCAAACUCGAAAAACUAUUAGAUGAUUACCGGACUUUUGUUACAGGCAAUAGGGAGUUUUUAAUUUGGAAGAACGAACGUGUGAUGCAUGUAAGUAAUGUAGAUUUUACCGAAAAUGUGGGGAAAGCAGCCCUUCCACUUGGUUUCACUACAGCUUCGAUGCAUCUUCACUCCUUGGAUUAUAAAAACAAUGUUGUUAACUCGGCGAAAAGUGCCAACCGCAACUUAGCACCAAGGCCUCAACCAACGAAUAACGCUACUGGUCGAAAGUUCGCACCUUCUAAGGUACCAUCAGCGAAGGGAAACGCUCCAGCGGUUAAACAGUUUGCUCCAAAAUCAGGUGAGAGAGUUAGUUUGAGCCCGACUAGAACCGCUUCGAAAGCACCAAAACCGCAUGAAAAUAUCAGUCUGAGCCCUACAAGGCGUCCACUAAAUGCUCCAAAAUCGGAGUUCGAUCAGCCAAUGUCCAUUCCUCAAUCCCCAAAACGCGAAACUGCUAUAAAACAAGAAGAAAGCGAAGCUCCCGAGGCUCGAAGCAUUAAGGAACGUACAAGAUCAUUGGCUGUUGUGCCAACAAAUAAUCAGCAUCGUAUUAUCGCGCACGCCAUUAAGUUAGAGGACUUUUCCGACGAUGAAGAGACUACAAAGGUGAAAAUAAAGUGCGAUGAUGAAAUUACUGCCGCCCAGUUACUUCAUAAUCCAGAUGAUCUGAGGGUUGACAAUCGACCAAUCUUGACAAAUGCGAAGGUUUUGGCGGAUGCCUCCAGAGAUGAGGCGGCUAAGCGAGCUGGCUCGAGGCGGAAAGUCAAGAAAGGCACCGAUGAAUGCCAACCUGGUGAGGAUAUCUUAUCGAGAUUGAAGCGGGCUCGUAAAAGCUCGCCAAGCAUAAAUGAUGAGGUAAUUGUCUUAGAUUAG